AUGCCGUCCACCAACGCGGUCUCCUUCAACACGUCCCGCGUCCGUUCCUAUGUCUUUCGCCUACCACUUUUCACGCGCGCCGUCAUCAUCGCGAUUGUCGCUUUUUGGGUCAUCGGCGUCCAGUCGUUGUGGGAUGUUCGAACAUGGGGCGCCUUAAUACCUGACGAGAUAGGGAUCACGACGUUAUACCGCCUUAAUACGUUCCCUUUCAUCCACCUCAAUGCUUUUCACGCGAUCAUGAACAUCCUCGCCCUUACGCCCCUAAUGGAGCGUUUCGAGGCCGAGCACGGCACUCUUACAUCCCUAGCCCUGUUCUUUGGCCCAUUGACGACGAUACCUUCGUUCAUAUACUUGUUUGUGGAAAAGUUCGUUCUCAGGUCGAAUACGAGCGUGAUGGGCGCCAGUAUGUGGGUCUUCCUUCUCCUCGGUAUGGAGGCAAUCCGCACGUACAAGGUAAAUCCGUACCUAGUAGUAGCAACGCACAACAUUCCCACCUGGACUACGCCCAUUGCCCUGCUACUGUGUGUUGCGGCGCUGGUUCCCAGCUCGAGUUUCUUGGGUCACUUGUCGGGCCUGGUCGUGGGAUACAUCUGCGGCUUGGGAUACCUCAAAUUCCUAGCACCUCCUGAGAAGAUCCUGCGAUGGGUGGAGAGCAAGGUGAAUAUAUUCGGCCGUCUACCUUACUAUGUGAACAUGGACCAAAAGACAUAUGGGCGCUUUGGAGUUCUCCCGUCGUCUGGUGGGAGUCCGAUUGGGGGCCCAACUACGGCCAAGGGCGUUGUUGGAACUGGCGCGUUGCGUCUGAGGCGCGAUCCGCGCAUCCUGAAGCUCCCGCCUUACUUGUCCCUGCUCUGCAUCCUUGUCGGUGUUGUCUGGCUCUUCCUUCUCCCGCUCGACGACUACUCGCGGAGGACAUACAUAUCAGAGAACGCCCUCCUACCAGGCCAGGUCCAUACGUACUUUGGUGGCAGCGACCAGAAUGUCUUUCGCGCUUACAAGCACGAGGUCAACGCCUUGGUAGGCAAGAGCAAUAUCGAAUGCUGGCUGACGGGGCUAUGCUGGUCUAGAAUAAACGACAAGCUCGAAUCCAUUGUCAAAGGCCUCGGCCUCAAGGCAGGACGCCAGAACUUCACGUACAGCGCGGCCGGGCUCGUCUACUCGGGCGAGAACGUAUACGCAAUCCUGCAGGCACCACGCGGAGAUGCCACCGAGGCCAUUGUGUUGGUGGCAGCAUGGGAGAACGUCAAGCAGGAGCUGAACCGGAACGGCGUGGCUCUUGCGCUGACGCUGGCUCGCUACUUCAAGCGCUGGUCUCUAUGGUCCAAGGACAUUGUGUUCCUCGUGACGCCCGACAGCAUCGCCGGCCCGCAGGCGUGGGUUGAUGCUUACCAUGAUGCCCACGACUCAUCGCGCGUCGACAGCCUCCCGCUAAAGUCGGGUGCCUUGCAGGGUGCCAUCGCCAUCGACUAUUCCCAGGAGAGCCGCUUCGAAAGCGUGCACAUCGUUUAUGACGGAGUGAAUGGCCAGCUGCCCAACUUGGACCUCAUAAACUCGGUUGUCAGCAUCGCUGGCGGUCAGAUGGGCAUGGGCGUGGCAUUGCAGGAGAUGUGGCACCACAAUGACCAGUAUCCAGACCGAUUGCGCACUAUGCUCCGCGGCAUGCUGAAGCAGGGGCUCGGUUUAGCCAGCGGUCCUCACAGUAGUUUCAUCCCGUACCAUGUCGACGCCGUGACGCUGCAGCCCUUUGGGGAUGGCUGGCAGGACGAGAUGGCCAUGGGUCGUGUUAUCGAGGGCACGUUCCGCAGCCUCAACAACCUCCUCGAGCAUCUACAUCAGAGCUUCUUUUUCUACCUGCUCAUGCAGCGUGAACGAUUCGUCAGCAUCGGUACCUACUUACCGAGCGCAAUGCUUGUGGCUAUCAACUUCACCAUCAUGGCCAUUGCGCUGUGGGUCAAGAGUGGCCAGCCCGAGAGCACGCCAGCUAAGGCGGCAGAUGGCGCUGAAGCCGCUGGCGAGACUGUCACGAAGUUGAAUACCAGUACACCGGCGGUGGAAAGAGAACUCUUCUUGCCUCUUGGCGUUGUGACUAUCUGCCAGUUCUUGGCUGUGAUUCCUUUAUAUCUCUUUAACCACGCCCCUGAAAAUAUGCUCACGCCGGCCUUCGUAAUCUUCGCGGUUUUCAACGCGGUGCUGCCCCAUGCCCUUUCAUCCGUGCUCACCAACUACUACGCGCCAUCGGCUCAGCAGUACCAGCUUAUCAAAUCAUUCUCGCUUUUGCUGCUGGGCAUGUUUCUGGCGUCGCUGGCAACCCUCAACUUCAGCCUUGCGCUACUCGUCGGCCUGCUCGCCAGCCCCCUGACAUUUAUGCGCCCUUGGCCGCAGUCGCCGGUCCUGCGUGCCGCCUGCACUGUCCUCCUCAACACCGUCAGUCCUACGGCCAUCCUUGUCGCCAGCGCCGCUUACUGGCGCCUCGACGUCGGCGCCAUCCUGCGCGAGGUCGCCUUUGCCUGGCACGUCUGUGGGAUGAACUCCCCGGUCGUCGUGUGGUGUGUGUGGUGGCCCGCCUGGCUAGCCGGCAGCAUCAGUGUCCUGGGAAAAUCAGAGGAAACAAAAAAGAAGACCUCGACGGUCGCUACGGUCAAAACAAAGGCAUUGUGA
Messenger RNA from Lasiosphaeria miniovina, 2658 nucleotides. RefSeq names its product Gaa1-like protein. NCBI's taxonomy places the organism in Eukaryota, Fungi, Ascomycota, Sordariomycetes, Sordariales, Lasiosphaeriaceae. The transcript has 8 exons. Gene Ontology annotation, cellular component: GPI-anchor transamidase complex; membrane. The coding region runs from base 1 to 2658 and encodes 885 amino acids. Gene Ontology annotation, molecular function: serine-type endopeptidase activity. Gene Ontology annotation, biological process: attachment of GPI anchor to protein. The record is from RefSeq and is a predicted model, not a curated record.